AUGUUUAUCAUGGACAAAGUUAUCAGCAAUACGAUGCACAGCUCGAAGACACGAAGCAGUAUCAAAAAUAAAAAAAUUGGUUAUCAAUAUCAAUAUGAUGAUCAGUAUAAAAAUGAACAAAAUUUUCAGCAGACAGAACAUAAUCAACAGUUCCAUCAACAAAACGAACAAAAAGAUUAUCAAAUAUCACAAGAUAUACAACGUAAUCAACAAACAUAUUUUAACGAACAUCAGUCAUACCAACAAGAAUCAUCGUAUCAGCAAGACAAACAUCAACAAGAUGAGUAUCACCAAGACAGUCAAUAUCGUCAAGAACAACAUUAUCAAGAUUCACAGUAUCAACAUCAUGAUCAGAAUAAACAAUUCCAACAGCAUGAAAAUCGUCAAGAAUAUUAUGAUAAACAGCAACAAGAUUACAUGGAACAACAACAGCAGCAACAUUACGAAGAACAAAAGCAGCAACAACAAGCAUUACAAUAUCAGCAACAUCAACAACAGCAACAACUACAGUCCCUACAACAACAACAGCAGCAGCAACAGCAGCAACGACAACAAAAAAUUCCAACACAACAGCUUCAUUCAACCGUUUUAACGGGAGCAGCAACUUUGGGAUCCUUGGUUGCUGGUGGGGCUAAGAGAUUAGGAAGUUUCUUUGGUGCCGCUGCAGCAGCAGUUGGAGCUCCAGCUGCAUCCCAACUUCCACCACAAUCUCAGCUUCAACCACAACUACAACCUCAACUACAACCUCAACUACAGCCUCAACUACAACCUCAACUACAUCAACAAUUACCAGCUCAAAUAUCUGCACCAAUAUCAACCGCUCCUAGUUCACAAUUCCAAUCUAGUACUAUAGCUCCUGACACGACAUUCACAAGUGCUACAACGGUUUCUGCCACAACGUCCGUCCCUGAUGUGUCAUCGUCAAUUCCAGUAUCCAGUGUGACAACAUCAGCACCUACAUUACCAAGAACACCAUCACUUCGACGACAAGAAUCGAUACAAAGACCGUCAGUGCGACGAACACGGACUUUACCUGAUGCUCCAGAGGAUUAUUCCACGGGGAGCUUCGAUGAAAGUGCCUACGAGGACGAGUACCAAAAGACUGAACUUGAUCAAGUAGAUCGCGACAGAUUAUCAUUGGACAGGUUUCGUGAUGACGAAUACGUGCGCGAUACCAUCCACGAAGAAGCCAAAGAAGAUGCAAAGGCAACCGAGGAGUCUACUAUACAAAAGACUGCCUCGCCUACAAAGACUGUUUCACAAGUCACUAGAAAACCUUCUGUUGACAGUUACCACAGUCAGACGCCUUCUAUACUUGAUCGAAAAACUUCACAAAGCUCUUUCCUUUCGCAACACGAAGAGAAAAGUACUGGAUCUACAACAUUAGAAGAUCAAAUGCAAGAUAAAUCAAAAGUAAGCUAUCAAGAUAAACAUCCAACUUUCCAUGAGGUACCUGAAGAUGAUGGAUUCCGAAGGCAUGAGUCGUUUGACCAGGACGUGGAAUACCCUGACGACCAGGAGCAAUACCCACAAGACAAAUUUCAAGAUCAAGAAAGGUUCGACGAAGCUGAUGAGCAGUAUGCUGAAGAUAGUGUUUUUAAUGAAGAAGAGCAAAGGCAUGAGCAGGAACAAAUGGAUUUCCAACCGGAACAGCCAAAGCUUACACCGAAACAGAGGUGGCAUCGGGCGUACAACAAGAUCGUCAUGCAGCUAAACCAAAUGGAGAAUUAA
Melitaea cinxia (Glanville fritillary) is the source of this 1731-nucleotide messenger RNA. RefSeq names its product transcription factor SPT20 homolog. The transcript has 4 exons. Bases 1 to 1731 code for a protein of 576 amino acids. The record is from RefSeq and is a predicted model, not a curated record. Lineage: Eukaryota; Metazoa; Arthropoda; Insecta; Lepidoptera; Nymphalidae.